This is a messenger RNA of Aricia agestis (brown argus), 3211 nucleotides long. RefSeq names its product KH domain-containing, RNA-binding, signal transduction-associated protein 1. Lineage: Eukaryota; Metazoa; Arthropoda; Insecta; Lepidoptera; Lycaenidae. Gene Ontology annotation, biological process: regulation of alternative mRNA splicing, via spliceosome. Gene Ontology annotation, molecular function: mRNA binding. The record is from RefSeq and is a predicted model, not a curated record. The transcript has 11 exons. Gene Ontology annotation, cellular component: nucleus. The coding region runs from base 154 to 1338 and encodes 394 amino acids.
GCGGCGGACGCACGUCGCUUGGCGCGUCAACGCGGUUUCGUGUGAUAAGUGUACAGUGGUUCACAGACGAUAAACUUUUAAAAAUCAAGCCUAUAGAAGAAAUCAGCUGUUUAAAUUGAUCAGUGCAGUGGUGUGUGUUGUGAUGGUGUGAGAAUGGAGCCGACGGCGCUCGUGGAGGCGGAGGACGACGGCGCGCCGCAGGGCUCCUCCACCGGCAGCGGGUCCUCCUCCGGGACUGGAUACUACGGACAUAAAAACGGCGAGUGGCGCGGCGAGCGACGCAUGCUGGACAUCACGCGCGACAAGCCGGUGAAGGUGUGCGUGCGCGUCGUCGUGCCUGUGCGGGACCACCCUAAGUUUAACUUCGUGGGCAAACUGCUGGGGCCCAAGGGCAACUCGCUGAAACGGUUGCAGGAGGACACCAUGUGCAAGAUGGCGGUGCUCGGCCGCGGCUCCAUGAAGGACAGACAAAAGGAAGAAGAGCUGCGUGUGUCGGGCGACCCGAAGUUCGCGCACCUGUCGGAGGAGCUCCACGUGGAGAUCUCGGCCUUCGCCACGCCCGCCGAGGCGCACGCUCGCAUAGCGUACGCGCUGGCGGAACUCAGGAGGUUCCUGGUACCGGACUACAACGACGACAUCCGGCAAGAGCAGAUGCUGGAGAUGCAGAUCCUGUCGUCCCAGAGCGACCCACGCCGCCUGACGCCGCCGGACUCCUCGCGCAGCGGGAGCGAGGAGGCGUUGCCGCUGCGGGAUACGCAGCACAAGCAGAGGCUGGCCACGGUCCCGGCGCCGGCGCAGCCGACGCUGCCGGCGGGCAUCGUGAGCCACGUGGGCGGGCGGGACUUCUCCCCGCCCGUGCCCACCUCCGCCUCCGACCAUCUCGCCGCCCAUCACCAGCUGGCUACGGGUCAUGCUGGUCACGGCAUGCUGGUCGGCGGCGGCGUCAUCCAGCAGCCCCCCACACACCACCUGCUGACACAGAACUCCAUACUCGGCGGCGACAUCCUGGGUCUGAGCAGCCCGGUGCUGGGCGGCGUGCUGCACCACCCGGCUCUCCGGGGGGUCAAGCCGGCCGCCGUGCACGCUCUGGCGACGCAAGGUGCGGUUGGGGCGGGUGGGGUGGGGGUCGCGAGCGGACGCAAGCGGCCCCUGCUGGGCGGCGCGCGGCCCGCCAUGUCGCCGACUAAGCGCGCCGUCAUGACGCUGCUGGCCCGCGCGCGCGCCGCCACGCACAAGCACGCGCCCGCGUGGCCCGCGCCGCACGAUCACCCCGCGCUGCUGCCCCUCAUCAGGGACGACUUCGUCACCGGCGUCGGCGUCAACAUCAACUUAGCGUAAUGUAGACAACGACUUAGUCAAAUUCUCAAUUAGAUAAAACAAUUUAUAUUGUACAUAUUUAGCUUACAUUUUAUCUACAUAGACUAUUGUUUUUUAUGGUUGAAUAAGAGGUAUAUGGAAUUCAUUUUUACUAGUAUAAGCGCUGAAAACAUUUUUAAAAUAGUCGGUUCAUAUAAAAUUUCGUAUAAAAUACAAUGAACUAUAAUAAUGAUAGGAAUGAAAAAUUUUAAUUACAAUUUUAAUGUGAACCUAGCAUACUUUGUGUAUCGUUGAGGCAUUUGUGACUGACACUGAGUACCAUUUUCUUACGUCGCAGUCAACGUGUUAAGCGUAUAAUAUGAACUAUGAAUGAAUCUGAAUCAGAGCUGACAUAGUUCAUGUCAUAUUGAACAAAAAUAUAUUAAAUAGCCCCAAAGUACCCACUUUGGGGUUAUAUAAUAUUUUUUAUUAAACCCACAGUUUGGUUACACUUUUGCCUCGUCAUGCCACGUCUACGUCUACGAUUCUAAAAGAUAAUGCCGAUGAUAUUUUAACAAAUCACCUUCAGAAUUGUGUAUAAUAUUCACCAUACUAGCUAUAUACUACCUACGAUAUAAUAAAUAUUCGUAAAUGUAGGAAUAAAGUCUAGUCAAUUGAGCGGCCUACGAAAUUGCUUGUGAAGCUCCAAGAUUCGAUUCCCGGUUUAAUUCCGCCGUAUCUUUAUCGAUUGCUCCUAAUUUAUUACGAGGUAGCCGAGCUGUCUCGCUUAGGGAGCUAUCAGACAGAGAGCGGUCACGCGUUCAAGCGUUCGGCGUUCGCAUUCUGCGUUCGAGCGGUCAGUCACAAAGGAGGAAUUCUGACGCGGUUGCAAUGUCCCCUGUGUUAGUAUCUCUAUAUAACAUAAUACAACUCAAUGAACCCAAAACUGAUCGCUUAAACUUGAACUUGAACGCGGUCAACAGCGCGACCGCGUGACCGGCGACCGCUCUCUGUCUGGUGGUUCCCUUAAUUAUAGCAAGUGUCUAUAAUAAAUAUCUUGUUUAAGACGGUUUUGAAGUUUUGAUCCUCGAAAAGUUGGGGAUAUUUAAAAAUGUUGUUUCAGACUAACGAAGACUCUUUAAAUUGCGAACAUAAAUUAUUGUGUACAAGUUACCUCCAGUGAAAGGUUUUUUUUUCAAUAUUCCAUUGUCACAAUGUUUAUUGACUAAAGUAAUUUUAUGAGGUACCUAUCUCCAUGUUGGUCCAUUAUGGACCAAAUAAAAGCGAUCGAUAACGUGUGGGCAGGCAUAUUCGUCAAUGAUCGUUGUCGAUUAUGCAUGCAGACAGCUUCGCAAUCAUAGUCGCAAACAUUAACCAUGUUCCAUCCAUUAUGACUCAAUUUGGACUCAAUGUGGAGAGGCGUACCGACUUUCGUCAGUUUGAUUUUUACUUUCCUUGGCCGUGUCUUGCGAAGGGAGACGGAUCUUGGAUGGUUAUAGGGCUUAUAAAGGACCAGGUAUAUCCUACAAUAAGUAGUAUGUAAUAUUCUGUAAAUACUCGAUGUUGUUCAUAAGAAAUUAUUAUAAAAUUUAAAAAACAAUCGAUUAUUUUGUUGUUAUUUAACGAGCUUUAUCUACGGAAUCACGUUUGCAUGUUAAUAGAUCGUUAUUCAUAAAGAUAUUUUAAAUACACCUCCGAUAUAUCAUUGUAUGUACACACCAAAUUAAAUGUUUAUAAAUGCACUUAUUUUAUGAAAUUGUUACGAUAUUCACAAUCAAUGUAAUAUUACAAUAGAGUGCAGAUAGCCUAGGUUCCGAAAAGAAAUCUAGUUUACUAGCCAUCCAUAGCUCAAGACGUCAUCGUGUAUCCGUCGUCACAUUUUAUUGGUUUACCACUGAUGAGACAAGUGCAGUGA